Molecule: messenger RNA, 506 nt
Organism: Carassius auratus (goldfish)
Lineage: Eukaryota; Metazoa; Chordata; Actinopteri; Cypriniformes; Cyprinidae
Product: CD59 glycoprotein-like
Exons: 4
Coding region: 150-434 (94 amino acids)
Source: RefSeq, a predicted model, not a curated record
CUGCAUAUGACCAGGGCUUGGUCUGUUUGCAGAAAGACAGAGAGAGAGAGGAGGGAGCUGAUAAGAAACUGUAGGAUAAAACUGAGGUUUCAUAUAGUCAUACAGACAGAGAGAAGAACAGUUUUACUCAGUCCAACGCCAUACAAAGAAUGAUGAAGUUCCUCUUAUUGGCUGUUGUUCUCGUGCUGGUCGUGACUGGCGGCACGGCUCUGGAAUGCCUGCACUGUGUCCCAGAGAAAGCAGGAGGGGCUUGCGAGACCACCUUCGUAACCUGUCCACCGGACAAAGACGCGUGUGCCGCUGCCAAGUUCCGCAGAAGCCCAUACGGACAUUACCAGAAGUGCAUGUCCAUGUCAGGCUGUGAGAUGGUGAAACAGAAUGCUUUCAUCAACAUCAAGUGCUGCCAGAAGGACUUCUGCAACACCUUUGAUUGAUCGGUCACUGCUAUAUAUCUGCAUGCUCAUAAAACAGCUUUCAGUGUAACAGAGUACACAUGAAUCUAGUUA